Molecule: messenger RNA, 4391 nt
Organism: Lingula anatina
Lineage: Eukaryota; Metazoa; Brachiopoda; Lingulata; Lingulida; Lingulidae
Product: biotin--protein ligase
Biological process (GO): protein modification process
Cellular component (GO): cytoplasm
Molecular function (GO): biotin--[biotin carboxyl-carrier protein] ligase activity
Source: RefSeq, a predicted model, not a curated record
UGCAGCGUGUUUGCAUCAGUUUCUCAAGGGCAUGCACCGGGAAAAAAAAUCUUUGUUAAAUGUACGUCAUUAAAAAGAUCAAGAAUAUACUAGAUUGUCUUCAGAAUAGCGAGUGCUUGUUACAAAACACACUGCAAUAACAGACAUUCUGCAGAGCGGUCGGACACCUACAUUUCCGUUUGUUUUAAUAUACCAAUUCAUGAAGGUAGGCCGCUGCACUCCAACAAUGGCAACGUACACAUGACCUCGUUCGACUCGACACUAAUGUUAAUGCACUUGUAGAACUGUGGUAAUCAAUAUCACCACAAUGAUGUAGCUCAUUGAGUGGGAUGAAUGAACUCAAUUUUCCAGGAACAUGGAAUCAGGAUAACCACCGUGGCAGAGUUGAGCUAGAAGAAAUACAACAUGUUCAUCACGCUUGGAUAUAUCUUCAUCUGGCUAUACCAGUCAUGGUAUGAAAAAACACAAAAGAUGAAGUAUUUCAGCCUGGUCCAAAGAUGUGCCUCUGCCAAGGAGAGUCUGGUGUUCAGGAACCUUCAGAAGGUAGUUCCAAGUCUCUCCGAGUCUUGCCACUUCUCUCCCCUGGUGGAACACGCAUUGCGUGGAUGGACGGAGGAGAUGCUGAUAGAAGACCAUGCAAAACAAGUGGUGAGGAUACAUCCAAAGCAAAAAGUUGACCUGCAGCGCUGGACGUCAUUCUUAAAAAGUCAGUCAUGGACACCAGAAAUGACAGCAAAUUCGGGCAAGCUAUACAUUCUGCUAGAGACCGUUCAUCCUGAUGAUGAAAAUGCCUACAUGGUCAGUGCUGGAAACAUUCCAAAGAGGAAAAGAGUUAAGGUAGAUGACUAUGGAAUUCCUCUUGCCUGGCGAUCAGGCAGUCCAUUUGGUGUGGUGGUCCUGUGUUCACCAGACCAGUUUGCCACUCUGGGCAAGGCUUUUGUGGAGGGUUGCCUCUUCAUGGAAGAUGUUCUGGAGAUACAAGAAAUGCUAUCUGUUGAAGUUGUCAGCCAGCCUGCACACUUGCUAAGAUUUGACAGCAGCACAGAUUACAUCAUUUCAUCAGGCAGUGACACACCUUGCAAGACCAACUCUGGUUUCCCUUUCCCCUCUAGGGAAGGGUCUCUAAGAAAGUCAUCUUUACACAAAGUUGAGGAGAGAACUGAAGUGCCUUUUGUUGUUGAUGAUGAUGAGGGUGAGGGUUCAAAAGUAGAGGACAAGGAAGAUGAGGAAGAACUUUUUGCAGUUAAUGAGGUAAAAGAAAUGAUCACUCAAAAUAAUUUGGACAAAUGCCAAAAUGAAGAUGAAGUGGAGGAUGAAGAAGAGGAAGAAGAAGAGGAAAUUUCUUUGAGAGAUAUGGUCUCAGAGGUUCUCAUAACUGACGACAGUGGGCCACAGAAAACUGCCAACCAUACUCAAAAAUCCAAAGGGAGGACAGCUAACCUGGUUGUGAAACCACCCAAUGUGCUAAUAUACUGUGGGAAAAAGGACUCUGCUAGGUUAUUCCUGAAGGCCAAGGCUGUGUUUGAACAGUGCCUUAGUACAGAUUCUUAUGCUAUAUACCACUUGAAACAUGACCAAGUUCACUCCACCCCAUGGAUUGAAAACACUGCCCUGCUCAUCAUUUGCAGCGACAAACUUUAUGACGCAACAGACAGUGAGUUCUUGGAAUAUUUUCAAAAAGGAGGGAAUAUUCUCAGUUUCGGAAGUCCUUUGGAUGGCUUUUUCAUCGAAAAAGAAGAAGUGGAGACUGCACCAGCAGCUAUUAUGUCUCUGACGUAUAAAUCGUGGAAGGAAGUGACGACAAUAUGCACCAGGUUUGCAUUUAGGCCUGAGACUGUGAAACCCAGUGUUGAAAUGAGAACAGUUGGGUUUAACCAGAAGACCAAAAAGCCGGCUAUUGUGAUUGUGAAAUCUAGGACAGGUGGAACUGCCAUCUUAUCUCAGGUUCUGCUAGAGAAGGAUCCAAGUGAAAUGGCAAUCAAUGCAGAUAUCUUUUCACUUUUGAAGCAAGCUAACCAUGUCAGAUUUGAGAUUCUGAGAGACAUGAUGUCCAGCCUGGGAUUCCGCUGUGAAGCUGUGAAAGCCUCAGCACUAACACCAGCUGUGUUGUUGUGUUGUGGCGAAGGCACAAGGAAUGCUUUCCUCUCCUCAAUACAGCACAGACUCAAAAAUGGCCUUCUAAAAUCACAGAAAAUCACCCUGAAUUUCUUGGACUCGAAGCGUGAUCUCCCAGAAACCAUCACCCCGGAUAUCCUCCCUAUUCUGACUAGAGCUGUGGACAGCAGGGUAGCUAAUUUUGACUUUGCAGCAUACAAAGAUAACCUGGGAACCAGGGUACUUGGACAGGGUGUACUUUACUCUGAUGUAAUGCAGUCUACUAUGCCUGUGUUGGAUGGAUUACUUUUUUCUGUGCCUGAAGAUAUUGGACUUAUAGCUAUCGCAGGUCAACAAACCAGUGGCAAAGGUCGCGGUGAAAAUACAUGGUUGAGUCCUAGAGGAUGUGCCUUGUUCACUCUGCACUUGAGAAUCCCACUGAAAUCCAAACUGGGACAACGUCUGGCUUUUAUUCAACACAUCACCUCUGCAGCAGUGGUGGAGGCUGUCACUAGUAUGCCUGGAUAUCAGGACAUCUGUUUACGUCUAAAAUGGCCCAAUGAUAUUUACUACAACAACGUCAUCAAGCUGGGAGGUGUCAUUGUUAACUCCACAAUAAUGCAUGGAGUAGUCCAUGCUGUCAUUGGUUGUGGUUUUAAUGUGAGCAACAGCAACCCCACAAUUUGCAUCAAUGACAUCAUCAAGCAGUACAACCAAGAGAACGGGACCUCCCUGCCACUUUGCUCAACUGAACAGCUAAUCGCACUCGCUGUGACUGCCUUAGAAAGACUUGUAGAUCUGUUUCAGACUGAAGGAGUGGAUGCUUUUCUGAAGAUCUAUUACAAAUAUUGGCUACACAGUGGUGCCCAAAUCCAACUGGAGCGAGAGGGAAACCUGGAGGUAGAGGUAACGGGGCUGGAUGAACAUGGCUACCUCCUGGUGCAGGCUGCCAGUGGCAGGUGUCUGAGUGUGCAACCAGACAGCAACAGCUUUGACAUGAUGAAGAAUCUCAUCAAGUUCAAAGAGAGAUAGUUAAUUGAGCUCACCCAAGAAGCUGUGAGCAGCACACGAGUUAGCGCAGGAGGAGUGUUUCUUUUUAACAUUGAGUAAUACACCGUGCCCUUUUCUUGAGUGCACUGCAUGGCAUGACUUGUUUUUUUUUCUUUAGACAGAGACGGAUUUUGCAGACGUGUUGAUAUUAAAUUUAAAGCUAAGACUUAAUAUGUGAAAUGAUAGUCCUUGAUAUACGCAUGAAACCGUCAAACGGAUUGUGAAGAAAGAAUUGUGAUAGGCGAAUAUUAAUACGCUUUAUUUAUUCAUGUUUGUUAUCAAUGUAAGUUUAUACAGUAUGCACGAUGGCACAAAAAUGAGUGAAAUGUCACUUUAGUAUUGUUUAAAUUUGCCACACCGUGCAUGUUAUUUUUCUGAGAAAAAAAACGUUGAUCAUGGUUUGAAAAUGGAUGGCUAGAUUAAUUAUGCUGUGUUAAUUUGAAGCACUGCUUUUAUUAAGUUGUAAUUUGUAAACGACUGAUGCAUAUCUACUUUUUGAAUUGAUCAUGUGUGUCGGUUUAAAGUUUUUUUUUAUUCACACAAUAUUAAGCAAGUACCAUGGGAUUUUGUUUGUUAAACGGUGCUGUUUUACGAGUGUAAACACAUUUUGUUUUAUUUUCAAUUGCUGGACAGAUUUUGGUAUUUUUUCGUCGCUGUUGACGUUGUUCAUGACCUUUUAAUGUUUUGAUCCACGUUUGAAAGACCUCUUACUCUUUGAAGUACCAUUGGGCAUUUAUUAUGUGUUCAGCUAACUAUUCAAUUCCCGAAGGUUUGAAAUCGUUUUCCCCAGCAGACGAUUGUCAGGACGAACAAUAUGACACACUGAACAGUUGGGAAAUUUCAAUGUAUGGUCUUCAUUCGAGUACUGAAAGAAAAAAAUUGGGGACGCAUUGUUGACAUUUCAUUUCUUUUCUCAUGAAAAUGACACGGAAGGCUGGGGUGUUUACACAGGCCCAGAUAUAUCUGAAUUGCUCCGUAUUGUGAUGGUCGGCAAGUUUUGUUCUGUGAUCAUUCUUCGGGUUUGGAUGUGGUAUUGUGAUUUGAGCCAGGCAUUCCCGUAUCCCUGCUCGGGUGCUUUGAUUCGUGUCUCCCGGGGUCAGGGGCCAACGAAAGCCAUAUACAUAUAUGCAGGGAGCUCGGAGGCUAUCAUUGGCGCUAUGCCAUGCAUAACCAUUAGCCCAAAGUGAUCAAGUACAAAUUAAGAGACCUGUAAUAUCCAGUAAGCAUCUGUGAUUGUCGCUUAGUUU